ACAACAUAACCAACAAACAACCCCACCAUAGUUAUAAUACUACACAUGGUGAAACCGGCCAUGACCAGAGUUGAUUCUUCUUCUUCUUCCUCUUCUUCUCCCACUUCUUGCAAUGAAUCAUUCUCCACCACUACCUGCAAGAUGUACAAGGGAGUGAGGAAGAGAAAAUGGGGGAAAUGGGUCUCUGAAAUUCGGCUUCCCAAUAGCCGUGAGCGUAUAUGGUUGGGCUCUUACGACACGCAAGAGAAAGCAGCACGAGCCUUUGAUGCUGCUCUCUAUUGCCUGCGUGGGAAGGGUGCGAGCUUCAACUUCCCCGACACGCCUCGUCUCUUGGAAAUGGACUCGCUCAAGAUACCGUGCAGCCACCAAGAGAUUCAGGAGGCGGCGGCGAAGUUUGCAAACAAGGUGGUGGAGAUUUUCGCAGAAGAAGAUGGAGAAGUUGGAGUUCAGAGUGAGUCUAUGUCUGACCACACCACAGACACGAACACGAACACGGAGUUUCCUAUUUAUGGUGGGACAAACCAUGAUGUCCAAGUGGACCAAGACACCAUGGAUUGGACAUUUAUGAACAUGUUGGAUGACUUGAAUGGCUCGGAUUUUGGCCUCUAUUUUGAAGCGGAGAAGGGUGAGUUUUCGUGCCCCACAACACACACUCCACUACUCUUUCACAAUGGAGAUGAGGUUGAAGUUGAUGAUCAUGAUCAUGAUGCUUUUUCUAACCACUCUUUUCUUUGGAGUUGGAACUUUUGAUUCACCUCUCUUGCAACUCAUCACCACCAAGAAACAAAGCCUCUCUGUUAUACUUUUUUUGUGGCCAUUUUAUACGUGGCUGUUUUUAAUUAUAAUAGUUUGGCUGUGACCGUAGUUUAUAUCAA
This is a messenger RNA of Vigna unguiculata (cowpea), 875 nucleotides long. RefSeq names its product ethylene-responsive transcription factor ERF035-like. NCBI's taxonomy places the organism in Eukaryota, Viridiplantae, Streptophyta, Magnoliopsida, Fabales, Fabaceae. The record is from RefSeq and is a predicted model, not a curated record. Gene Ontology annotation, molecular function: DNA binding; DNA-binding transcription factor activity. Gene Ontology annotation, biological process: regulation of DNA-templated transcription.